Molecule: messenger RNA, 622 nt
Organism: Acromyrmex echinatior (Panamanian leafcutter ant)
Lineage: Eukaryota; Metazoa; Arthropoda; Insecta; Hymenoptera; Formicidae
Source: RefSeq, a predicted model, not a curated record
AUGUAUGUGGAAUACACAGUUUCGAAUAGGUUGAAAUUGUGGCGUCAUCGACGGGAGCAAAAUGCAUCUCUCGUAUGGCGUCACUCUGAUUAUAGGCUCCCCACUACCAAUUAUCCUCUGUACUAUAUAACAGGACACAGAAGGGCAUGUUCUUCCAUUUCUUCAUCUGUUUUGUACUUGUAUAGUCGAGUUAGCUUUGUCGAUAUAAACGAAAAAAGCGACAGCAUAGGUAGAAACAAAUACCAGAAAGUACAAACAAAAUUGAUAAUAGAUUCAAAAUUGAUAAUGCCUGGUACACGGAGUAAGUACACAAUUCUAUACAGAAUGCAAUAUCGUUAGAUCACGAAGAAUGUAAUGAGAGCCGGAGAGAAUUUAUAAUGAGUGCACAUCUGUGUAGCCAUAAAAAGCUCUAUCCAGAGAUAAAAUAUUUGGUAAAAAGUACCAAUGAAAUGUUUUUCGAUCACAUGAAAAAUUGCUUUUACUGCUUGCCGAUAUAUCGAGCAAAUAAGAACAAGAUUAAGUCUUUAGAUUCAAAUGCGUAUAAAUGCGAUAAAAAUCAUCGCAAGAUUAUAAAAAUAUUAUCCUUGAUAUGUCAGAAGCUCAAUUAAAAUAAAAUGUUAUU